Paramecium octaurelia is the source of this 484-nucleotide messenger RNA. Lineage: Eukaryota; Ciliophora; Oligohymenophorea; Peniculida; Parameciidae. The record is from the annotation of a GenBank genome assembly.
AGGAUGCCUAGUAUCAUAUAUGAUUCAUAUUCACAAGAUUUGUGAAAAACCAUGCUCAAAAAACUCUUUUGGAAUUUUCAAACAAAAUGUAAAAAAUUCUAGAAUGGUUUUAAACAACAAAGUAAAUAAUCCUUAAGAAACUUUUACUUAGAGAAAUGUAUAUUAAGUCCCUUAAUAUCAUCUAAAAGAGUAACAAUAUAAAAAAGUCGAUGAAUGGCAAAAAUAGGACUUAUCGGUUAAGUAUUCUUACUUAGAUAAUCAUUUCAUUCCAAAAAAAAAAAAUACCCUUAAAAAAAGCAGAUUUAUCUUUAAGAUUUUAAAGUCAUUAUGGCUAAAACCAAUAAUUUGAUAAUAUAAAAGAUCAACAUCAUUCUUAUUAACAAAUUAAUGAAAUUAAUUCAACUACGAAUAAUAAUACUGAGGUGGCUGAACAACUAAUAUAAAAACUAUCAUAAAAAAAGUGGAAAUACAAAAAAAAUCAAAU